UACAAGAAAUUUAUUCUGUAAUUAUAAUAGAACUUAGUGCAAUGUGUGGCUGUGGCUAUGUGAUAAGUAUAUUUACCACUAAAUAAGAAGUUUAAUAGGCGAGGCUAAGCAGAGUUUGUAAGCGUGUUUCUCAAACUUGAUUCUGAAAAUCUUUUUCCACCAGUAACAAUUGCUUGUAAAGAAAAAUAUCGCGAGGGAACAGGUGUGUCGUAGUUUCGAAAACCCACCAUAGAACCUAUACAGAAUGGAAGGAAUCAUAAUAUUAGUUACCCUACUCUGCAUAUCACUGACAUCAGGACUAUGGCAGGAAUCGGUACGAAGCCGUGUACUAAGUGAAAUCAACAGUAUUAGAGCUGGUCACAUGCUUAGGGAGGGGAAUGAAACAUCGCAAGAAGUUAAACGGCAUUGUGUUUGUUCAAAAAUAUACGACCCAGUAUGUGCAUCAAAUAACAAGUCGUACUAUAACAUAUGUCAUAUGGAGUGUGAGAACGAGCCUAAUACUGUAUUUGUCGUACACCAAGGGAACUGCAUACCAUUCUAAAAGAUAAACAUUUGUAGCAAGAAAUAA
This is a messenger RNA of Pieris brassicae (large cabbage white), 568 nucleotides long. Its product is annotated as serine protease inhibitor dipetalogastin-like. NCBI's taxonomy places the organism in Eukaryota, Metazoa, Arthropoda, Insecta, Lepidoptera, Pieridae. The record is from RefSeq and is a predicted model, not a curated record. Gene Ontology annotation, molecular function: protein binding. The transcript has 4 exons. The coding region runs from base 245 to 541 and encodes 98 amino acids.